AGGGGUUGGAGUUCAGUUGCCCUGGGCAGGACUUGCUCACUUGCAGGGACACAGGAAUAACUUCUGCAUAGGACAGUGAUACGUUGCAGUUCACUCUCCCCAUGGAAGAAAUUGAAGCCAGAGAAGCCUGUGACUGGCUGAGAGCUGCUGGUUUUCCCCAGUAUGCUCAGCUAUUUGAAGAUAUGCAGUUUCCCAUUGAUGUAAAAACUGUGAGGAAAGAUCACGAAUUUUUAGAUGGAGAUGCGAUUGAAUCGCUAUUCAGACGGUUGAACACGUUGAAUAAGUGUGCAUCAAUGAAAGUGGAAAUAAGCCGUCAGAGGAAACGGAGUGAUGACUCUGAAGAUGAUGAACCUUGUGCAAUAAGUAACAAAUGGGCUUAUGAGAGAUGCAGUCAGAGAUGGUCUCGUAUUGAAAGCCUAGAAGGUGUCCCAGGAGAGGAAGGUGCUAGUGCAUCAGUCCCAGGCAGUCCAAUACUGAAGAGCAUCAGCAGUGAGGAUACUGUCUUUCUGGAUCAUAACGAGAAACAUGAUGUGUCCUCAAUUAACAGUACUAGCAGUGGUGACAGUGACAUUGUUAACUUUCCAAAACCUUUUGAAGAUGUGGAAACCAGCAUGAGUUCCUCAAGAUGUUCCUCAAUUAAGGUGGCUUCACUGGACUCUGCUUUUAGCUCUUCUCCUCCCCCCACUGAAUUUUUACAUAUCACCAGUGAAGGGAAGCUUUUGGAUAAGUCACCAUAUAAAAAGAGGAAGAGCCUUCUAAAGAAAAUGGAGAAAUUACACUUAAGGAGCUGCAACUUAAGGAGUGGUCAGUCAAAGGCCAAACCCAUAAUAAGUGAACCUGUUCUUCUGGAAGGAUUUAAUGAAGAAAAGAUGAAGAUGCUGAACUGUGUAAAUAUUUCUGACCUCUCUGGUGUCCAAACAAAGAACAAUUCUUCCUUUUCUCCCCAGAGUUGCAAUAGCAGUAACCAGUCUGACAAUAGCCGCAUAGUGAGCAGUCCAAGUCCUCUUAUAAAACCACAAAGCCACUGUGAAGGAAGGGGGGUGUAUGCAGAGGACUUGGAUUCUAACAAGCUCUUGCUGUGGAAUGAUCUAUCUCAGCAAAACCUAAAAAAUGACAUGAAGUUACAAAUGAACCAGAUGUUUCAAAUACCACAAGGCCAUAAACCUGGCACUUUCCCCAAAGCACUUACAAACAGCUCCCUGUCUCCAGGAGACAACUCUUCCAUCAACUGGAGAACAGGGAGUUUUCAUGGAUGCAGGAGGAGCCGAAGCAGAAGCAGUUCCAAGGACUCCAAAGCCCCCAGGGGCCCCGUUUCAUGCACAGAUAAAAGGCUGAGUGUAUAUGACAACAUGCCCAAUAUUGAACUUGAUCAUUUGGAGGCAGCACAAGUUGGUGAUGAUGACAUUUUUUCAGAACUGAAUAAUGUUAUAGAAGACGUCAAAGGUCUCAAAAAGUUGGUUGAUCAGUGGACAGAGAAGUUCUCAGAUGAUGGGGAUUCAGACUUUGCAAGUGACUUGACAUCUUUGUAUCCAUCCUCACCUAAAGAAAUCUGUCUUGAAACAGAGGGCUCAGAAGAUAAGCCCGCAGACCUUGCAACCAUCGAGGGAGAGAGCAGCUGUGAACUGGGCAAGGAGAUCAGUUCUGCAGAACUGGCAUACAUGACAAACUCCAAAAAGACCAACAGGCACAGGAAGCAACACUGGUCUGUGGAGGAGAGCGUGAACUUGGAAAGCCUUUCCAUCCAUACUGAUGGCCAGUCAGCUGCCCAGCUAGUCCGGACACAAAAGCUGGCUUUGUUGAAACUCACUGCUUUAAUGGACAGAUACUCCCCUUCCAGUAAGCAGGGCUGGAACUGGACUAUACCAAAGUUCAUCAAAAAAAUAAAAGCCUCUGACUACAAGGACAAAAAUGUGUUUGGGGUUCCUUUACUUCUGAAUGUUCAGCGAACAAGUCACCCACUGCCUAAUGGCAUACUGCAAGCACUGGACUAUUUAAGAAGCCACUUUCUUGACCAGGUUGGUCUGUUCCGAAAAUCUGGUGUUAAAUCCAGGAUUCUGUCUUUAAGAGAGAUGAAUGAAACCAACCCAAACAACGUGUGUUAUGAAGGGCAGUCAGCAUUUGAUGUGGCAGAUAUGGUGAAGCAGUAUUUCCGAGACCUUCCUGAGCCUAUAUUUACUAGCAGGCUCUGUGAAUCCUUCCUCCACAUCUACCAAUACGUGCCAAAGGAUCAGCAGUUUCAGGCUGUCCAGGCUGCUAUUCUCCUUCUCCCAAAGGAAAACCGAGAAGCUUUGAAAAUUCUCCUGUUCUUUCUGCGAGAUGUGGUUGCUUUUGUUGAGGAAAAUCAGAUGACUCCAACCAACAUUGCUGUCUGUCUUGCACCUUCUUUGUUUCACCUCAACACCCUGAGACGGGAUAGUUCUUCUUCCACUAGAUCUAGUCAGAGGAAGUGCAGCUUGGGGAAGCCAGACCAGAGGGAGCUGAGUGAGAACCUGGCAGCGACGCAGGGCUUGGCCCACAUGAUCAUGGAGUGCAACAGACUCUUCCAGACUGACUUCCCGGCUUGACCUCGGCCUUUCCUCGUCAUUAUGGCUUUGCCUGGCGAUCACUAGACUGUGGCUGACCCUGGUUACUGUCACUGGACCUGAUCCUGACCUCCUCUGCUGACACCUUCCUGGCUCAACCUUGGACCACAUCACUGUGGAUGCGUGUGAUGAUCCGGACUCUCGGCCGACGCUGGCUGCCACCUCAGGCUGGGCUCAGGCACUGUGAGACUGGGUGGCUGCCCUGACAGCCCCAUUAUCCCACUUGACUCCCAGCCUCUUUCUCUCAGGAGCCACUAGCCCUUGGUGCACCCCAACAGUCAGCUCAGGCCUUCUCAUGCUCCACUCCAGCACCACGGCCGGGCAGGGGCUGCUGUCCCAUUGGCUCCCCUGAACUGACACAUGGCCCUGCCCCAGGGCUUCCCCCAGCACUGACCCCCACAACCAGCCCCUUGCUUCCCACUGACAGCCACACCCCCAGCCCAGCCUGGGGGCUGAUCUCUCCGUGGCAUCAGUCCCCAGUGUGGCCAGAGUUCCUAAGUGACCACCCCCCAAACCCCCACCCCGCUGCCAGACCAGGGGGCCCUGACCCCUGCUGCCUGCCUCACACCCUACAGUCAGCCCUGGCGAGAUGGGAGCUGGCCCCAUCCUGGCCGGCAUGGACCCCCAAAAUAGCCCCACAGGGACUCCAAGCUGCCCUUGGACCCACCGACAUCCUGCAUG
Athene cunicularia (burrowing owl) is the source of this 3263-nucleotide messenger RNA. RefSeq names its product rho GTPase-activating protein 7-like. Gene Ontology annotation, molecular function: GTPase activator activity; protein binding. The transcript has 11 exons. The coding region runs from base 102 to 2564 and encodes 820 amino acids. Gene Ontology annotation, biological process: regulation of Rho protein signal transduction; signal transduction; actin cytoskeleton organization. NCBI's taxonomy places the organism in Eukaryota, Metazoa, Chordata, Aves, Strigiformes, Strigidae. The record is from RefSeq and is a predicted model, not a curated record.